Cladophialophora bantiana CBS 173.52 is the source of this 1293-nucleotide messenger RNA. RefSeq lists its product as uncharacterized. The record is from RefSeq and is a predicted model, not a curated record. The coding region runs from base 1 to 1293 and encodes 430 amino acids. Gene Ontology annotation, biological process: regulation of transcription by RNA polymerase II. Lineage: Eukaryota; Fungi; Ascomycota; Eurotiomycetes; Chaetothyriales; Herpotrichiellaceae. The transcript has 3 exons. Gene Ontology annotation, molecular function: DNA-binding transcription factor activity, RNA polymerase II-specific.
AUGAGUGCCUUGCUUGCGUUGUCGGCAUCACAUCUCGCAUGGCAGACGAAGAACACAGACACGGAGAAUCUAGCGUACCACCAUCGGGGGGUAGCCAUCAAAGGUCUCCACGAAGCAAUCGGGGCAUUUUCGAGAGAAAAUUCCGAAGCCAUUCUUGCUGCCUCGAUUCUUCUCUCGUGGCAAGCAACGGACUGGCGCGGCUGGGCAUCACUACAACAGGGAGUAUCGACUGUCUUGGGCGCGAUGAGGGCGUGGAUACACGAAUCGGAUCUGGUAAGAUACCUGGAGAACCAGAGAACCAUGGUGAGGGCAAGAACGCCUGCCACUCCCACGAUGCCGCACACUCAAACUUCUAUCCCCCAUGAAGACCUUCGCAGAAUAGAACAAAUCACCACGGCUCUCCAUAAUUUGAGACUGCGGCUUUCGACAAACGAAGAGCUUCAAGAACAUGCGGGUCGACUGGUUGAUUACCUCCAGGACUUGCAACGGGACUUGUCAACCCAGGCGCCGGACAAAGCAUUCAGCCGGUUACAGCCGCUACGGGACAUGAUCUUCUGGCUGCCACCGCAGGUGCUGCGCGGUACCGACACUGAUCUAGCCGCAUUAGCUCUGCUCUCGCAUCUUUACGCAAGCGCACUUGCUGUUGAGCCACUGUUUCCGGACAUUGGUGGCGGCUAUCUUGGAAGCAUGUCCCUCUUUCCACUGGAGAAACUUCAUGACAUAUUGAGGGCAAGACGGGCGACGCAGCCUCAGGAUGCAAACGUCCAAACGGCCUUGUCUCUUAUGGACGUGCCAGUACAAAUAAUGACGUCGUACAAAAUGAGGCAGAGACACAACAGCCAAGGGAGUCAGAGCGUCGAGGGCUAUCACUAUUCUCCUCAAGGGAGCCCCUAUGCCGGGCCUCGCAUGCCGAUGGCUACUCCUACCUCAGACAGCUCAGCAGCACCCAUCUACCCCAACUCGCCUUUACACGCGCCAGGCAGUCUAUCGAUACCGGGAUCAGCAUAUUUCCAAGCGGCUCUUGGGCCUGGAGAAGGACGGCGAGAAUCGUCGAUAUCAUCGGCUUCAUCGCUAGGGCGCGCUCACUCGAUGAGUGACCGGAGUCUCGCCUCCAGCAGCCCACACACAAUGGGGAUGGUGUAUGGGUCUCCAGCCACGCAACACCCUCGAAGCAGCCACGAGCUACCAGGGUCAAGAAUGGACUACUUUGGGCAAACUCAAGCACCGUACAAUCCCUACGGCAGCAUGAACAUGAAUACUCGGUUCGUCGCUCCUUCACAGCUCUGGACUUGA